CAUGUGCUUAUGGAGUAUUCUGCACUGGAGCAUCCUCUGUUUAAUCCCAUCGUGUACUUCUCUUUCUCUCUCUCUCAUAAAAGAAGCGAAUCUGCAAAUCCUCUGUUUUCAUGAAAAUCCGACAUUGACGACGAUCAUAACACUUUACAAUUUCGCGGCUUAUUUCUCCAUUCUAUGUCUGCCCACAAGGAUAAAGUUUUGAUCUUUUCGAUUCCCGACGAGAUAUAGAGAUCUCAUCACUUGUCGGCUAUGGCGGAUGCUCUGUUUUCAGCGACUAUUCUGUUCUGUUUACUACCGGUUUCGGUUUUCUCUUACGGUUUCCCGGCGGCCCUGAAACUAGAAAGAGCCGUUCCGGCGAAUCACGAGAUGGAAAUGAACGAACUCAAGGCGCGUGACAGAGCCAGACACGGCAGAUUGUUACAGUCUCUCGGCGGCGUAGUUGAUUUCCCCGUCGACGGAACUUUUGAUCCUUUCGUUGUUGGAUUAUAUUACACGAAACUGCGGUUGGGAUCACCUCCGAGAGACUUUUAUGUACAGAUUGACACAGGAAGUGAUGUGUUGUGGGUUAGUUGUGCUUCUUGCAACGGCUGUCCUCAAACCAGUGGACUCCAAAUUCAAUUGAAUUACUUUGAUCCAGGGAGCUCGGCAACAGCGACGCCAAUCUCAUGUUCUGACCAAAGAUGCAGCUGGGGUGUUCAGUCCUCUGACUCAGGCUGUUCUGUUCAGAACAACCUCUGCGCUUACACGUUUCAGUACGGUGACGGAAGCGGCACCUCGGGGUACUACGUCUCCGAUCUCUUGCAGUUUGACAUGAUUGUAGGAAGCUCUCUCGUCCCAAACUCAACGACUCAGGUUGUGUUCGGAUGCAGCACCUCGCAGACGGGGGAUCUAGUGAAGUCGGACCGAGCUGUUGAUGGGAUCUUCGGGUUCGGGCAACAAGGAAUGUCUGUGAUCUCUCAGCUCGCUUCGCAGGGAGUAGCUCCUAGAGUGUUCUCACACUGCUUGAAAGGAGAGAACGGAGGCGGAGGGAUAUUGGUUCUUGGAGAGAUUGUGGAGCCGAACAUGGUCUUUACUCCACUCGUUCCCUCACAGCCUCAUUACAAUGUGAAUCUGCUGAGCAUCUCAGUGAAUGGCCAAGCUCUACCUAUCAAUCCAUCUGUCUUCUCCACAUCGAACGGUCAGGGAACAAUCAUCGACACUGGUACAACGUUGGCUUACCUUUCUGAAGCAGCCUAUGUUCCUUUCGUUGAAGCUAUCACGAAUGCUGUUUCGCAGUCUGUGAGACCCGUUGUUUCCAAAGGGAAUCAAUGUUACGUAUUAACCACUAGUGUGGCAGACGUGUUUCCACCGGUCAGCUUGAACUUUGCUGGUGGAGCAUCCAUGUUCUUGAAUCCUCAGGAUUACCUCAUACAGCAAAACAACGUCGGAGGUACUGCAGUGUGGUGCAUCGGUUUUCAAAGGAUACAGAAUCAAGGGAUAACGAUCCUUGGAGAUUUAGUUCUUAAAGACAAAAUCUUUGUCUAUGAUCUGGUCGGUCAGAGAAUUGGAUGGGCAAACUAUGACUGUUCAAUGUCUGUAAAUGUAUCUGCGACUAGCAGCAGCGGAAGAAGCGAGUACGUGAACGCAGGACAGUUUAGUGACAAUGCGGCGCCUCAGAAGCUGUCUUUGGACAUUGUCGGAAACAUUAUUAUGUUAUUACUAUUGGUAAUCAACAUGUUUUUAUAGCAGACAACUUUUACAGAUUUGCAUUUAUCUAGUUUCUUGUGUGUUGUUUGUGGUCGCUGGAGAGUAAUUAUCUCCCGACCGGCGAAGCCAAGCAGAAGAGAAGUUAGCUUCCUUGUUUGUUACAUUCUAUUGUUAUAGUUUCGGAUGUAAAUAAUUGGUUUCUUAGUGGUGUUUGUGUAUCUA
Molecule: messenger RNA, 1908 nt
Organism: Brassica napus (rape)
Lineage: Eukaryota; Viridiplantae; Streptophyta; Magnoliopsida; Brassicales; Brassicaceae
Product: aspartic proteinase 36-like
Exons: 10
Coding region: 250-1725 (491 amino acids)
Biological process (GO): proteolysis
Molecular function (GO): aspartic-type endopeptidase activity
Source: RefSeq, a predicted model, not a curated record